Oncorhynchus nerka (sockeye salmon) is the source of this 887-nucleotide messenger RNA. RefSeq names its product solute carrier family 15 member 1-like. Gene Ontology annotation, molecular function: dipeptide transmembrane transporter activity. NCBI's taxonomy places the organism in Eukaryota, Metazoa, Chordata, Actinopteri, Salmoniformes, Salmonidae. The record is from RefSeq and is a predicted model, not a curated record. Gene Ontology annotation, cellular component: plasma membrane. The transcript has 9 exons. The annotation marks the transcript as partial. Gene Ontology annotation, biological process: dipeptide import across plasma membrane.
UGCUGGGGGACAGGUUACAAAAGCCCCAUGCAGAGUCUUCCUCGGGAUCAGAGGGAGAUACUUCCUGAUAUACUAACCAUUUAUUUACCUUGUGAAGGAUAUUAAACAGAGAGAGGACUAGGAGUCUUCUCAACUCAGCCAUGUCAGACAAAGACAUCGAUGUGAAGAAGCCCAAAAGAAAGGUGGAUGUGUGCGGGUAUCCUCUCAGCAUCUUCUUCAUCGUGGUCAAUGAGUUCUGUGAACGUUUCUCCUACUAUGGCAUGCGAGCGGUGUUGGUCCUGUACUUCAGGUAUUUCCUGAAGUGGGAUGAUGACCUGGCCACCUCUAUCUAUCACACCUUCAUCGCUCUCUGCUACCUGACUCCUAUACUGGGGGCCAUAGUGGCAGACUCCUGGCUGGGGAAGUUCAAGACUAUUGUCUAUUUAUCCAUCGUCUAUACGGUGGGACAGGUCGUCAUGGCAGUAAGCGCCAUACACGACAUCACAGACACAGACAGGGACGGGACCCCUGACAACAUGACCUUCCAUGUGGCCAUGUCUAUGGUUGGCCUGUUCCUCAUCGCUCUGGGGACGGGGGGCAUCAAACCCUGUGUCGCUGCCUUUGGAGGAGACCAGUUUGAAGACCACCAGGAGAAACAGAGGAGCACGUUCUUCUCCAUCUUCUACCUGUCAAUCAACGCUGGUAGUCUCCUGUCUACUGUCAUUACACCCAUCCUCAGAGGCCAGGAGUGUGGUAUCCACUCCCAACAGAAGUGUUAUCCUCUGGCCUUCGGCGUCCCUGCAGCCCUCAUGGUGGUGGCUCUCAUCGUGUUCAUUAUGGGCAGUGGCAUGUACAACAAGACUGCUCCUAAAGGCAACAUUAUGCUGGAGGUCUGCAAGUGUAUCGGG